AUGAGAGACUCGGUCGUCUCCGUCAUCUUUGCCUUGGCACUUUUCUUGGAGUGCUACACACCAUCCAUGGCGAUCCCCAUGGGUAAGAUGGAGGACACAGCCUUGGAGCAAGAUACUCUAGACUCCCUACUGAACGAAGAGGUGGCCGAAAAAACCCCUGAUUCAGUCAGAAGUGGGAGCUCCAAGAUCAUCGUGUUGGCAGACUCAGGCCUGUGGAAGAACCUGAACAGAGGACUUCCUCUCUACAACCUGAAAGCUGCAGCUGCAGGGCUUGACAGAGCCCUGACCCUGGACCGCAGAGAGGCCGACCAGGACCUGAGCCCCAGCAUCUCCAUUGUCAGGAGGGACACCAUGAGGUGUAUGGUGGGAAGGGUGUACCGGCCUUGCUGGGAAGUGUAG
Salvelinus namaycush (lake trout) is the source of this 399-nucleotide messenger RNA. RefSeq names its product pro-MCH 2. The record is from RefSeq and is a predicted model, not a curated record. Gene Ontology annotation, biological process: behavior; chemical synaptic transmission. NCBI's taxonomy places the organism in Eukaryota, Metazoa, Chordata, Actinopteri, Salmoniformes, Salmonidae. Bases 1 to 399 code for a protein of 132 amino acids. Gene Ontology annotation, molecular function: melanin-concentrating hormone activity; type 1 melanin-concentrating hormone receptor binding. The transcript has a single exon.